UUCAGCAGUAUUUUUGGAAUAUGUUUCAUCGUUUAUUUACUAGCCAAAUUGACUUACACUGCACAUACAAUUUUCGAUACUUUAAUAGCCUUGUGUGCCAUAACUGCAAAUUUGGAACAGCUGGCAUUUUAUUGCAUUAUCGGCAGCUUGUUCAAUUACCAAGUGAAUCUUCUUCCGGAAUAUUUAUACCGAUCAAAUUGGAGGACAAUUGACGACAACGUGAUAAAGA
This is a messenger RNA of Phyllotreta striolata, 229 nucleotides long. The record is from the annotation of a GenBank genome assembly. Lineage: Eukaryota; Metazoa; Arthropoda; Insecta; Coleoptera; Chrysomelidae.